AUGGGACAAGUGAAAUUCACUAUUUUUCCAACAUUCACUUCGAUUUUGGUUUCGUCUGGGCUGAAAGAUGUGUUUAGGUACUUGGUUGAGCGCAAUGUGGUGGACGUGGUGGUUACUACGGCUGGUGACAUUGAGGAGGAUCUUAUCAAGUGCCUUGCGCCGACUUAUAGAGGCGAAUUGGGGGAGGAGUUAAGGUCGAAAGGGUUGAAUCGUAUCGGUAAUUUGCCGGUUCCUAAUGACAACUAUUGUAAAUUUGAAGAUUGGAUCAUACCGAUCUUUGAUCAUAUGUUGAAGGAGCAAAUUGAAGAGAAUGUGUUGUGGACGCCAUCUAAACUGAUUGCCCGCUUGGGGAAGGAGAUCAAUGACCAAAGAUCGUACCUUUACUGGGCAUACAAGAACAAUGUCACUGUUUACUGUCCAUCCAUAACAGAUGGAUCAUUGGGAGAUAUGAUGUACUUCCAUUCUUUCCGCAGCCCAGGUCUCGUUGUUGAUGUAGUGCAAGAUAUUAGGGCCAUGAAUGGUGAAGUUGUACAUGCCGGUCUCAGGAAGAUUGGAAUGAUCAUCCUUGGAGGAGGCAUGCCCAAACAUCACACAUGCAAUGCCAAUAUGAUGCUGAAUGGUGCAGAUUAUGCUGUGUUCGUUAAUACUGCACAAGAGUAUGAUGGCAGCGAUUCUGGAACUCGUCCUGAUGAGGCUGUAUCCUGGGGGAAAAUACGGGGUUCUGCUAAAGCUAUCAAGGUGCACUGUGAUGCAACGAUUACUUUCCCCUUUCUGGUGGCCGAGACAUCUGCUAAGAAAGUUAUACUCUGUCAUGAUUAA
This is a messenger RNA of Argentina anserina (silverweed cinquefoil), 819 nucleotides long. RefSeq names its product deoxyhypusine synthase-like. The record is from RefSeq and is a predicted model, not a curated record. Gene Ontology annotation, biological process: peptidyl-hypusine biosynthetic process. NCBI's taxonomy places the organism in Eukaryota, Viridiplantae, Streptophyta, Magnoliopsida, Rosales, Rosaceae. Gene Ontology annotation, cellular component: cytoplasm. Gene Ontology annotation, molecular function: deoxyhypusine synthase activity.